Adineta ricciae is the source of this 495-nucleotide messenger RNA. The record is from the annotation of a GenBank genome assembly. NCBI's taxonomy places the organism in Eukaryota, Metazoa, Rotifera, Eurotatoria, Adinetida, Adinetidae.
AUGCGAUUUCUUAUUGCUAUUUGCUUACUCUCUGUUGCUGCCGUUCACGUUAAAGGACAAGAUAUUGAUGUUGGUGGUAUCGCAUCAGCACUCUUUAACAAUCUCCUCAGUUCUGUAACAUCACAAUGGGGUAAUAUGUCAUCGGAAGAUAUGGCUUCGUUCAUUGAUAAAUUCAAUCAACCAGGUGGUUUGAAUCACAUUUGGAAUGCUCUUGAUUCUCAUUGCAAUUCACACUUUGAUUGUGGACCAGAUGCCUGUUGUCUUCAACCAACUGUUCAUGGCAAACGUGGUUUUACUGAUGGACUUAAUCUUCACAUGUCAAGCUACUGUUCACCGUUGAAAAAAGGCGGUCAAACAUGUUCACUUUUCCACAGUGGUGAAACCAAAUCCACAUUUAGCUGUCCAUGUGAAAAAGGACUUCAAUGUGUUUCAGGUGGUUCGUUUCAAAUCCAUCCAUUGAUUAACAUUCAUAAGAAUUCCGUUUGUAAAGUUUAA